GCGACAAUCAGGCUUGUAAACAAUAUAUGUGCAUUUGUAGUUUAGGGUUCCACCAAGCAUGGCCACAUUGAUUGAACAGCUCAUAAAUAAAAUGGGUCUGCGAGACGAGCCUAAUGUCUUGGAGAAAACCACAGAGCUAAUGCGUCUUUUGGAACUGCGAUCAACUAAUGUGCCCCUGCAAAUCAACGAAUAUGGCAAAAUUGUGUUGUGUGGUGAUCUUGCAUCUACAAUCUUAGGGAUUGCCUUUGACAAGGAGCAGGCUCUCAAGCUGUCAGGGCUCCGUAAAACUCAUUACAUGAACAACAAGCGCAUGUUCGAAAAGCUGCUUGAUCUUAAUCAACUGGCGAGCGUUAAGGAUAUAUGCCUGCAACUUGGAUUGAACGACGUGGCGCGCAAGGCUGAGGAGCUUUUGCAGCUGUACAAUAACAUUGGAAUAACUGAGAAUGCAGAUAUAGACAUUACACAUCCACAGUAUGCUGCUAUGGCCGUUUUUUAUGCAUGCCGCUUGCUGAAGAGGAAAGUCUCCAAAACAAAAUUGAUGCCGUUUAGCAAUUUACGGCCCUCUCAGUGGCAUCAACUGGAGCAGCGAUGGGAGCGUUCCAUAUCCAAACAUCACAAAGACCCCAUUUUUACUACGGACGUUGAGCGCAACUUUAAGCAAAAUCAAGAGGAGAAUAUCGCAAAUGGAUCGAAGAACAUAAAGCCACAGAAGCCGGAAACUGAAGACUACGAGAAAUGGAAAUCUCGGAUGCUGGCUAUGGCUCAAGCUAAGCUCAGAGAAUUAGACUGCACCGAAUCGUCUGAAGCUAUAGUCACUAAAUAGAUGGUUUUUAAAUCGAUAUUACUAGUAAGUACAUAUACAUCAAUAAAACUCGUUUAUAAUCAAAAAUUGUCAAAAUAGAGAGAACAUUACAAGUUUUUACAAAA
Scaptodrosophila lebanonensis is the source of this 927-nucleotide messenger RNA. RefSeq names its product origin recognition complex subunit 6 (gene Orc6). Lineage: Eukaryota; Metazoa; Arthropoda; Insecta; Diptera; Drosophilidae. The transcript has 2 exons. The coding region runs from base 59 to 823 and encodes 254 amino acids. Gene Ontology annotation, cellular component: nuclear origin of replication recognition complex. Gene Ontology annotation, molecular function: DNA binding. Gene Ontology annotation, biological process: DNA replication initiation; DNA replication. The record is from RefSeq and is a predicted model, not a curated record.